Colletotrichum orchidophilum is the source of this 528-nucleotide messenger RNA. RefSeq lists its product as uncharacterized. The record is from RefSeq and is a predicted model, not a curated record. The coding region runs from base 1 to 528 and encodes 175 amino acids. The transcript has a single exon. NCBI's taxonomy places the organism in Eukaryota, Fungi, Ascomycota, Sordariomycetes, Glomerellales, Glomerellaceae.
AUGGUUGCCGUCCCCUGGGCGCCCUCUUUUAUCCGUCAAAGAAUCACGCACCCGACUGACUCCCGCGCUUGCUCCUCACUCUCUCCACACCCCCUGCUCAAGGCCACACCGACCUCCGUCUUUGACAUCCAAACGUCGCCGCAUCCCAUCCUCCAACUCCCGGCCGCCCUCCAUAAUCCAGUCCGCUCUCUCUCCAAGUCCUCCCAUCUGCACCUGCCUAUCACGCUCUCGACUCCCUCCCUCAUCGGCUGCUUUCUUCCGGAGCCCACGACGGCGGCGAUAGCUGUCUCGGGGCCGAUUUCGCGACGCGCAUUCCCCCCUCUGCUACUCUUCGACCUCCUUACGCUCGCAGCGACGCUGUCUUCGUCGCUCUUCUCGGCCCCAACAGCUGCCGCCUUGCGAAAGAAACCAUCUCAACACGAUCUACCCGUGGCGCAUCGCGACAAUCGCCUGCUUCUCACGGCCGCAGCCAAAUUCGCCCCUGCUCUGCCUCUGUUGUGGUUGUCGGUGUCACUGCGACCAUUGUGA